Molecule: messenger RNA, 1292 nt
Organism: Rotaria socialis
Lineage: Eukaryota; Metazoa; Rotifera; Eurotatoria; Philodinida; Philodinidae
Source: the annotation of a GenBank genome assembly
CUAAGAUCAAAGUGUAGUAUCUGUUCUCGUCGUUUUGAAAGUCGGCGCUGGUCCCAUUGGGGCCAGGCUCUUUCAAGCGGAUUUUUGGACAUCGACCAGGAUCACCCGGGUUCACUCGGGCCUGUGUCCCGGAUCGUCUCAGCACUACAGUGCCGUCGAGUUCGGUCCACUCCCGUCUCCUUCGAGAAACGGGAACCCUAUUCUUAUAAACUAAAAAAUAAAAUAAAUUAUCAAGUUCGAUCUAUUUUCACAAAUUCGUUAAAUACCAAAAUUACAUUUAGUAAUGUUUUAGUAAUAACCCUAGUGAAACAUCUUGUAAGUAAGAUCUUGAAAUCUUGGGAUUGGUAGGUAAGAUCUUAUCAAGAUCUUUAAAAGAUAAUUCGCUUGUUCAGAUCUUGUCCUAUCUGAUAAAUCUGUACCUAAGAUCUUAGCAAGAUCAUGGCAACGAUUUCUUUUACUAUUAUCUUCUCACAGAUCUUCAGUAAGACAGAAAGCGACAUCAUUAGUUUAUUUAGAUAGGCUAUCUAGUCAUUCACCGUUUUUUUAUGCAUACAGAACAGAAUAUAAGAAACAUGAUUGAACAUGCAAAAACAUAACUUUACAAAAUAAGUUUUUUUCUAAACUAUUUCUCGACUAUUGAUUAAUCGAGAGGAUGCUGAUCUCGAUCCAUGGUCGAGAGAGGACUACCCUAAAUUGGUCUGACGAAUAUCGGACCAACUUAAAGCCGGCCAGAUCUCAACAUCUGAUUUGCUUGAGCUAUUCGGGACAGGAAUAGUUAAUAUUAAAAUACAUUGAAAAAAUACCAAACAUACUUUCAGAAUGCAUCAUUCAAGAUGUUAUGAAUUCUUAUUUAAGAUCUGCAAUAAGAUCUUGGGUACAAGAUAACUGUAUUAUCUUGUACCUAAAUUUUCAAGAUCUGUUCACUUAUCUGUACCCAAGAUCUUGACCAAGAUCUUACUUACAAGAUGUUUCACUAGGGAAAGUGAAUGAUUUCAUCAUUCGCCUGUUUAAAUUUCAAUCUAUCUAUAAUGACAAUAGAUCGAAAAAUCAUGAUUUUAUUUUGAAAUAUUUUAAAUUCAGAUACUCUAAAAGAACAAAUUCUUGAUGAUUUUAAUAAUACAUUAACAAGUGUUCGAUCUGUUGCAUCAAUCAGUUCAACAACAUCCAGAUCUUUAAAUUAUGAUGAACUUCCUCGAAUUGAUCAACCAUCAUCAUUUGAUAUAUUAAAGAUCUGUUAUGCUCUAUUAAUUCGAAUAUUAGAUUUAUUACAUCGAUUAACACUAAACGAUUGA